Molecule: messenger RNA, 3879 nt
Organism: Pygocentrus nattereri (red-bellied piranha)
Lineage: Eukaryota; Metazoa; Chordata; Actinopteri; Characiformes; Serrasalmidae
Gene: sh3glb2b
Product: SH3-domain GRB2-like endophilin B2b
Exons: 13
Coding region: 99-1304 (401 amino acids)
Biological process (GO): membrane organization
Cellular component (GO): cytoplasm; membrane
Molecular function (GO): protein binding
Source: RefSeq, a predicted model, not a curated record
GUUCGCCUGUCCGCGAGCUCCACCACAUCCAUCCGCGCGUUACAUUGCAGGAGGAAUACAAACCUAGCCGAUGUAGGUUAGCUAGGUUAGCUAACGCGAUGGAUUUCAAUGUCAAGAAACUAGCGUCAGAUGCCGGCGUCUUCUUCACCCGUGCUGUUCAGUUCACGGAGGAGAAGUUGGGCCAGGCAGAGAAGACAGAACUGGACGCCCACCUUGAGAAUCUAAUCGCUAGAGGAGACUGCACCAAGAAUUGGACGGAGAAGAUCUUCAGGCAGACUGAAGUGUUGCUACAGCCUAACCCCAUUGACCACACUGGUGCUCGCAUUGAGGAGUUCUUCUAUGAGAAAUUGGACAGAAAGAUCCCAACCAGAACCACCAAUGGGGAGCUGCUGGGACAGUACAUGCAGGAUGCUGCCAAAGACUUUGGACCAGGAACUCCUUAUGGCAGUACAUUGAUCACGGUAGGCGAGUAUCAGAAGAAACUUGGAGGCGCAGAGAGAGAGUUCUUACAAGCAUCGGCUGUCAGUUUUCUCACUCCUCUCCGGAACUUUCUAGAGGGUGACUGGAGAACUAUUUCGAAAGAGAGAAGGCUAUUAGAGAAUCGACGGCUUGACCUAGACGUCUGCAAAGCACGGCUGAAGAAAGCGAAGCUAGCUGAGGCCAAGGCUGCUGCUGCACCUGAUUUUCAGGAGACUAGGCCACGCAAUUAUAUUCUAUCUGCCAGUGCGUCUGCGCUGUGGAGUGAAGAGGUGGACAAAGCCGAGCAGGAACUGCGAGUGGCUCAGACAGAGUUUGACAGACAGGCAGAGGUGACUCGUCUCCUUCUAGAGGGCAUCAGCAGUACACAUGUGAAUCACUUGCGUUGCUUGCAUGAGUUUGUGGAGGCUCAGGCUGCCUACUAUGCUCAGUGUCACAAGCAUAUGCAGGAGCUGCAAAAGGAGCUCAGCAGUGCAAAUGGAGAUGCGUUCCCCAAUGCCUUCGCUGUUAAUGCCUCCACAUCAGGGAUUUCAGCAGGUCCCUCUCCUCUCUCUGGAGGCUCGAUUCCUGGCCAUCCCGCAGCCUCCUCCAGCCCUCUAGAGCCUGCCCCACUGAAAAUCGAGGAGGUGAAGCCUCCAGCCACAGGCACACGCAAGGCCAAAGUGCUGUAUGACUAUGAUGCUGCAGACACAAGCGAGCUGUCAUUGCUUGCUGAUGAGCUUAUCACAGUAUACACAGUUCCAGGCAUGGACCCAGACUGGCUUAUUGGGGAGAGAGGGAAUCAGAAAGGCAAAGUGCCGGUGACGUACCUGGAGCUGCUGAGCUAAACACACUCACACAUGUACACACAUAAACAGAUGCACACAGAGAGAUGCACACGUGCAAUUUAUGUUUAUGACCUUAAGUUUGUCUGAUGAAUGAUAUUACAGGAUGGUUAUGGAAACUUUGCAUGAGCAAGUAUUCAAACAGGUGUAAACACUCUGGGACUACAUGAAGUUGUUUUGUAUUGUUGUUUGAUUGUUUCUAAGUUUAAACUAUUCUUUCACUCCCUUAACCCAAAGGACUCAAAAAGGCUAUACUCAAAAGUGUCUUGCUAAGAGUCUCACAGUAGUGCGUUAAGAGAUCUGACAUCUGCAGAUGCACUACAAUGAUGAGUGGCUACAAUUUGCUUGGUUCUAAGAUGAUUUCAAUCUGUUUUGUUAGAAGUAACUAUGAAAUGUUUGUUUUUCUAGGCAAUACCACUCUUGAUGAAGUAUUACAUAGACAAGCUUGACCACUGAAUAUUAUUAUGAGUGUGUUUUUUGCUUUUUUGACAAACUCCAGAGGCACCAGGUGGAGAUCAAACUGAAAAGAAAACGUCAUUGUUCCUUCAAAUACAAGCUUGUGUCUUUUGUGCUUCCUUUGACAUAUUCACUUCUAUGUUUGGCAGCGUGGCUUUGGUUAUUGAUAAUAAUUUACCGUAAUGAAAAGGACUUUUGUAACAUGGCUGCAAUUUUCCUACAGUAGAUCUGGUAACAUUUUACUGAAGAGCAGCUUUAAGCCACAUACCUUCUUUCAUGAUGACAAAGACAGAAAAAGAAAUAGCAGAUAAAGGGUAAAAGAAGAAGUAAAAAAAGAGGCCGAGAAGCAUGCUGUCAAGUAAUCUGUGCUGAGCUCUAUGUUUGCCAGGAUCAACUCACAUAAGCCUUCAUAAAUAUCUAUGUAGGAUUAUUUCAACAAGCGCUAGUUGUAACAAAAGCUGCUUUUGUCUAUUUUGACGUCAUUUCAUCUCAGUAAGUGUUCAACUGACUCUUGUUGACAUAAACCUUCAUAAACAUCUAUAUAGGUUUAUAUCAGUUGUUUUAAAGGCUUGGGUAGGUCUUGUUCAGCCUAAUGUAGCCUCGUAUAGUCUCAUGAACCUAAAUGUCCUUCAGAAAAGUGUUACUGUAAAUUCUUAUUUUAGAAAGUUACUGUAUAACACUACAGGCCCAUAUCUAUCAUGAAACGGCACACACUUGCACAUCGUGUGAAGUGAUGUUGUUAGCUGUGUAGUUAUUCCUGUGGGGCAGCAGAGUGUUUGAGGGGUUUCACUAUGAUUUCAUACUUUUACACACUCAUUCAGUGGUGUGCUUCUUUUAAAAACAGCUAAUGUUUUAAGGCCUAGAAUUUUUUAAAGGAGAAUAAUUGGAUUGUAUCAGCUGAUACUGAAGACUUCAGAAUCAGUAUCAGAAAAGAAAAAGUGGUUUUUAGAAAAUUAUUAGAAGAUAGUACAGACAGACAGAUGUAUUAACCAGAGGCAAAAAUACUAGGCAUUAUUAUAAAAGUAUUAUACAGUGCUAUAAGAAGUGAAACCUCUUCGUUCUUGUCAGUAUCAAAUAUUUCUCAUGAUGAGAUUGUUGAAAAUUGUUCAACAUAUUUCUACAUGUUUUUUAUUUUCAGUAAUUUAAUCUAGAGAAAUUGUCCUAUUCUGUAUGCAGAUGAGUUUGCUUAUUUUAAAACAAUGUAAAUAAUCUGAAAGAAUCAGAAUAAUCUGCAUAUAGACUGCUGAACUUCACUGGAUAAAAUGUCUUAACACAAGUAAAAAAUGACUGUAGUUACAAGUUAAAUAAUCUCAUAAUAAGAAAAUGUAUAGAUUAUUGACUAGAUCCAAUAUGAUUUCACUUGCCAAGAUAUUAUUUUCAGUGCAGGUAAGGGUAGCGAGGCAAAACAAGAAAGUUUAGAAAGUAUUUAGAAAGUAAAACUGAAGUUAUGGUGUCAGAUUUCCACAUGAAGACAGAUCAUACCUGAUAGCACUAAAUCACAGAAUCCUGGUGAUAAUGAGAUCUGUGAGACUGAGAAUAAUGAUGGGGUUAUAGUAAUUGUAUAAUGCCUAAAUAUUUCCUGUUUGAUGUCUCUUUUGAACAAGCCAUAAAAACACUCUGGAUGUAUCAGGUAACUCCGUGUACUUCCAUCUCGUUACAGCGACUCCUACAGUUUUUAAAUAAGUUCUUCUGUCCUUCUGCAGGAAGAAGCUCCUUAAAAGAGUAAAUAGGUUAUUCACAUCAGACGUUGUUGUGAUUGAGUUAGUGAUGUUUGUGUGUUUUACUGUUUAUCACUGCUUGAAUCGGAGCUGUGUUUAAUGGGGGCAGGACGAACUGGUGUAGGCCCUGGGUUCAGAGUGGAUGGGUUCAGAGUGGAUGCAACUUGAACAGGAAAUGCAAUAGUGUCAUUUAUGAAUCUGAGUUUUGUAAACAAUUUGUAAAAUAGGUCCAGUUAAAUGGAAUUUUGACUGUUUGCUCUCUGGUUACAUCCCCGUAAACACCUCUCCAGUUUUAGCCUUUCUUUUUCAGUCCUUGUCUGUGUAAUUGAUGUUUGUUUAAAAAAGUAAGCAAUGUGUGUUGAUUGAAUGAAAGUUGAACAUCAUAAUAAAAAGCUUUAUUGAAA